Aureobasidium pullulans EXF-150 is the source of this 483-nucleotide messenger RNA. RefSeq lists its product as uncharacterized. The coding region runs from base 1 to 483 and encodes 160 amino acids. The record is from RefSeq and is a predicted model, not a curated record. Lineage: Eukaryota; Fungi; Ascomycota; Dothideomycetes; Dothideales; Saccotheciaceae. The transcript is spliced from 2 exons.
AUGGGUUCCCGUACCGCCUUCUUCUAUGGUACAUUAAUGGCCAAGGAAGUCCUCUUCCAAGUCAUCUUCGGCACCUCCACAGUCAGCAAAUACAACAUCCAGACCGUCACCCAGACCCCCGCCAUCCUCCACAACCACAAGCGUUCUCGCGUCCAGCACUGCGACUACCCCGGCGUUAUCCCCAGUGAAGGUCACUCUGUCCGCGGCACCUAUGUCACUGGCCUCACCGAUGGCGACAUCUACCGUCUCGACAUGUUCGAAGGCAGCCAGUACGAACUCAAGACCGUCCGCGUGCGUCUGCUCAAGACAGAAGGAGAUGAAGCCACAGGAGAAGGCAAUGUUGAAGGUGAAGAGAUGGAAACUCAGACAUACAUCUGGAUCGAUGAUAAGGAGCGUCUUGAGGACAAAGAGUGGGACUAUGCUACAUUCAGAAAGGAAAAGCUGCACAGAUGGGCUGGCGGCGAGCCUGAAGGUGAGUUCUAA